This is a messenger RNA of Anguilla rostrata (American eel), 10806 nucleotides long. RefSeq names its product cilia- and flagella-associated protein 47-like. NCBI's taxonomy places the organism in Eukaryota, Metazoa, Chordata, Actinopteri, Anguilliformes, Anguillidae. Gene Ontology annotation, biological process: cilium assembly; sperm axoneme assembly. Gene Ontology annotation, molecular function: protein binding. The coding region runs from base 141 to 9347 and encodes 3068 amino acids. The transcript is spliced from 63 exons. The record is from RefSeq and is a predicted model, not a curated record. Gene Ontology annotation, cellular component: cilium.
AACCAACGACGCACCAAACUUGAACUGCAUGCCAACUCAUUCAACUAUACGCAGUCUUUGAAGUUAGCUUUGCAAUAACUGCUCAAUUUAAAUAUUAGUUUAACUGUCCAACGCUUUUAUUUUCUGUCUGUAGGCUACUAAUGGCAGCGAAAGUUGUAGGUGUGCGAAUUUAUCCCCCAGUUGUGGAGUUUAUCGACGUGAAAGCCGGGGAGGUUUACAAAACAACUCUCACAGUUACAAACACGGGGAAAUCUAAUAGACGAAUGCGAUUGCAUGGACCGAUUUCUAAGCUUUUCAGGUUGCGGGUGGUGAACCCGGACACACCCAUUGCUGCGGGGCUGUCCUUCACCGCCACAGUGGAAUACGCCCCAGAAAAGGAAGAAAACACUGCUGAUCGCUUGGUCCUAGUCUCAGAUCAUGACGUCAUUGAGAUUCCGCUCCGUGUGUAUUGCCCAGCCUGCUCUUUGCGGAUGGACUCCCUUGUUGAUUUUGGCUCUGUGGUGGCAAAUAGUCAGAUUAUCAGUAAGGAUGUGGAACUGACCAAUCAAGGAUCUGCUCCAGGUGCCUUUGAGAUCCUGUACCAGGGGGACACGCCCCUCAGCAUCACGCCCUCCAGUGGUGUCGUGGCGCCCGGAGGCACUGAACUGGUGAGAGUGGAGCUGUGUGCUGACCAACCCCAGAGGGUGUGUGAGGAGGCCACGGUGAAGCUCCAGGGUAGCAGUGACUCGGUUCUGAGGAUCUGUGUCGAGGUGGUGCAGCAGGCUCUGGAGUUGCUGGACCCUUCUCGCGAGGUGAAGCUGUCCUGCCUCCGAUUCGGCCCCACUUAUUUUGGGACGUCGCGGCUGGAGAGAGUGGUUCUGGUGAACAGGGGCCCGGAGCCCAGUGACUGGGUGGCCCUGUUGCAGGACGAUGCCGUCGGAACUGAAGCGGGCACUGACCUGCAAAAGAACACGUGUGUGGAGCUGCUGGACCGAGACCGACGGGGAGACGCUGCCCUGGGGGAUUUCUCUGCUGUGCUCACCUGUGUGCCCAGUGAGGGGAGGCUGGAACCCAAUCAGAGAGCCCUCCUUUCUGUGUGCUUCAGUCCUGCGGAUGACAGGGCUCUCAAAGACAAAGGCAGCUCUGUCCAUCCUCCCAAACGAGACUUCAGCCUCUUCAUGAAGUUUGAGAUUGUGGGCAGUAAAGAAGGCUUCAUACAGCAGCUGAGCAGGACCACACUUCCCUGCAACGGAAGUGCGGAGCUGGCAGUCACAGGGUCUGCGCUCCCGCUCUCACUCUCCGUCAGUCCCAGCUACAGCUAUGACUUCCAGCAGUGCAUGAUGGGAGAGCGUGUGGACUUCCUGUGUGUCCUCCACAACCGCUCCGCUCUGCUUCCCGUCGCGUUCCGCUUCCGCAAGACCGCCAACUUUGCCACCGAUCCGUCCAGCGGGCACAUCUCCCCUGGGCAGUGCCAGGAUGUGGUGCUGUCCUUCGUCCCGCACCAGAUGGGCGUUUUCCGAGUGAAGCACGUCCUGGAGGUGCUGGGUCAGGUGGCGCACCUGGACCGCGCCGCCGCACAGCUGCACCUGCAGAGCUUCCAUCACGCGGCCCUGCAGCUGUCCGCUGCGUGUGCGGCGUCGAGCGCGAGCGUCACACGUAACGCUGGGUCAGGAUUCACUCGGGCUGUGACCACGGAGACGGGCCGGUCUGAGAGCGUGUGGGCAGGUGAGCUGGACACCUGUGUGGGCGGAGUUCACCUGGCAGCUCCAGGUGCAGCCAUGAUGCGCUCGCUCCGGGGCAGCCAGAAUCCGGGACAGAGCCAGUGCGUCACCAUGAAGUACCGGACCACAGCACAACCGUACAGUUACGUGGACCCAGACUUUGCCUUCACUGAGGAAGAGGAGGGGCAGAGGAAGCAGCACAAAGAGAGAUACCUCCACUUUAUCAGAGCCCUGCGCCAGUCCCGCCUGCAGAGGGCCAGAGACAGGAAGCUGGCUGCGGCCCAGGGUGAGGUGAACAUCGGGAUCCCUCCGGCUGCGGGCCUGGUCCCCCCGCGCCUCUCCCUGCAGGACAUGGAGCUGGACCAGAGCGACGGGCGUGGCCUCGCCCGUCGGACCGGCCUGCUCACCACCUGCGCGCUUGCUGCCAUGGAAACCAGGGCGGCCUCCAGACUGGUGACAGAAGGGAUGAAUGCGGUGCCCUCCUCUGCAGAAGAGACGGCCGACUGCGGGAAAGCUCUGUCUGCUCAGCAGCUCUACCAGGUGGUCAUCGGCCCGUCGGCGGUGGACUUCGGCGAGGUGUGCGCGCAGUCCGUCUCCGCGCGGCAGCUGAGCGUGGCGAACGGCCUGCGGGCGCACGUGUGGGUGCAGGUGGAGGUGGGCUGCCCCGAGCUGCAGCGCUCCAGCCCCCUGUCCCACGUCCUGCCGCCCCUGUCCAGCACCACGGUGCCCCUCAUCUUCGAGAGCGCCACUCUGGGCUCCUUCAGCAGGUGUGUCUCAUACACAGUGAACAGGAAGCACUCUGGUCAUGUGGUGGUCCAGGCGGAGGUGGUCCCUGUGGCCCUGGAGCUCUCGGCCUCAGAGGUGGUCCUGUGCCCCACCCACGGCCUCCUCGCCCAAUCAGGCUACAGAGGCAGCGUCACACUGUCCAAUCGGCGCAACCACCCGGCCCACUUCACCUGGAAGCCCAUUAUCACCGACCGUGGCAUCGCGUUCUCAGUCCGACCUGCCACAGGUACCGUGGAGGCCUACCGUGAGCUGGACUGUGAGGUGGUGUGGCACCCUUCAUUCUACUCCCCCCUGGAGGGGCAGUUUGACCUGUGCGUGCACCAGGGCAACACUGCCAGGCUGCAGUGUGUCGCUAAGGUUGGGUCCUGCAGUGUCCAGCUGGCAGAAAAGCACAUGUUAUUGGGUUCAGUGCCUCUCAAUUUCACAACCAUUAGAACCACAGUAUUGCGCAACACUGGCCACAACCACGCCUACUUCCAGGUUUUUGAUGUGUACCCCCUGCCGGGGAUGGUGGUGACUCCCUCAGAGGGUGUGGUGCCUGUGGGAGGGCAGGCGGAGAUUCAGAUCCACUUCACUCCGGAAGCGGUGGUGAAGUUCGACACCAGAGUGGAGAUUGGUGUGAAGAGCUCUAAAUCCCUGGAGCUGAGGCUGGGGGGGUUUGUGGAGCCCCCCCUAGUGGACAUCAGUGUGAAGUCCUUCCAGUUCCACGGCGUCCAUUCUGGCUCUACCCGAGCGGUUCCUUUCACCCUUCAGAACCUCUCCUCCUCCCCGGCCUGUGUGCAGUUUGACCUGUCGGAGCACAAAGACUUUGCUGUGGAGUUCCCUCAGGGCACAGGCACCAGACUGGAGUCGCACCUCUAUAAGAUAACACUGGAGGGGCUGGAAACGGUGGAGUGUUCUCUCAUAUUCUCCCCGAAACAAGUCGCGGCGUACGACUUCAACCUGCCUGUGACUCUGAACAGCAUCGGGGCCCCCUCUCCUCCCCCGAGCUCCGUGCCCAAAACGCCGUCCUUCCGGGACAGGCACAUCGUCACCCCGCGGCCUCAGGCGGUCACCGUGGUGACGCCGUCCCGCAGGGUGCAGGCCACAGCUCUGAGGCCCCCUCUGGAGAUGUCUCAGUCCAGCGUACAUUUUGAGAUAAACCCUGUGGAGGGGUCAGCCACUGCAGUGAAGAUACAGACCCUGGAGCUGAGGAACUCCUCCCAGGAGGAGGUGCGCUGGAGGUUUGCUUGGAGAGCACCUGCACACGGGGCCGAGGAGGGCGAGUUCGCCGUCUCCCCGGAGACCGGAGUCCUGCGGGCCGAGCAGUCCGUGUGCAUUACCAUUACAUUUUCACCAGCCUCACCCGGAUGCCUCAGUGUCACGCUGCCUCUCUUCCUGUGGGAGGAGACGCUCCACCCCUACAGACUGCUCUCCCUCAGCGCCCGUGUGCACGCGCCCACCAUCUCCUUCCUGCCCGCGCGUGUCAUCCUCGCACCCGUGCCUCUGGACACGCCCGCUUCUGCCACACUCACCCUGCUGCCCAGUGGGUACACCAGGGGGUCCUGGCUUCGGGUGGAGCUGGAGGAGGUGGUGCUGGAGGACGGCGGGCGGGUGCAGCCCUUUUCGGUGGUCCUCCCCCAGGGCGGGGCCGUCCCAGCGCAGUCUGCAGGGAGCAGCGAGCCCCUCACCUGCUCCGUCACCUUCCGCUCCCAGCAGCCCCUCUCCGUCGCCUCUCUCAUCACCUUCUCCGACCGGGACGGCAACAGGUUUCAGGUAGAGGUGUGUGCGACGGCGGAUAACUGCCUGCUGACCGUCUGGCCUUAUCUUGCUGUGCAUCGCUCCGACCAGCAGAUCAUUCUCAAGAGUGGACAUCUGAGUGGGGAAUCGGGACAGACCCAGCUGAUAGGGGAGGCCAUGCUUCGACCGUGCCCCUCCCGUGACUCCCUGUCCCGCAGCACCACCUCCAGCUCCACCUUCGCCAUGCUGAGCUCCGUCAGGGGGGAGACGCCAUCCAACUCGGAGGUGGAGAGCGGCAGCGAGUGUGGGCCGCAGAGGAAAGAGCAGCCGGACGUCCCGGAGAGGAUGGGGGCUCUGGGGCUCCCCUGCUUCCCCCCCGAGGACUCCGAGGAGAGCUGCUUCUGCCAGGCCGUCCUGCAGGCUGCGCAGAACUGGUUCAGCCAAUUCGGCUGGCCCCGGGGGCCACACCCCAUCACCCUGCCCCAGGGCCUGAGGAGGGCCGUGUGUAAGAUGCUGGCCCCUGACCCGGGUCAGAAGAAGGCCUACCAGGUGCACCAUGGGAAGGACACGAAGACCGUCUACGACAUGCUCCUCCACCUGAGCGGCCAGGUGCUCCCCGGACUCAGCAGCAGCCAAUCGCUGCCCCGCAGUCUGCCGAAACGCGCCGAGCAGCUCCGCCGCCAGCACGCCACGCUCCUGUCCUUCCUCAGCGCUCAGGGGGCCUGCCUGUCCCAUAUUAGACCUGAGUACCUCCUGGAUCAGCAGGAAUACAACCACUGGCAGUCCCUACCAGAUCAGCAAAAGAAUGGGGCAGUGGGUCCGGUCAGUCUGGAUGACAUGGCCUUUGAGUCUCUGAGCAAACGUGCCUGGACUGAUGUUCUGCUGCAAACCUACAAGGUCUUGGUGCUCCCCCGGGUUACAGAGGUGAACUUGGAAAAUCUCCCGGAUUGGGAGAGUUUUGGGCACAUCCCCAGGAUCAACCCUGACCCCCUAGCCAGCAACAUCUACUCCACCUGGGAGAGAAGGCUCCUCACCUGGCUCAACCUUCACUACCACAAGAUGAGAAGCGUGGUGUGGAACCCCAGCGUCUGUAAAGGUGACGUCCCGCCGGCCCGGUGGAUCGUGAACUUUGACCUGGACCUGGUGGACGGACUGGUCCUGGCGGCUGUGCUGGCAGCGCACUGCCCUUUCCUGAUUCCCACUCACUUCCAGAGGAUGUACACCAGCCCCAGCAGCCUGGAGCAGAACCUCCACAACAACAUCAUCCUGAGCCAAAGCCUGCAGCUGCUCCGCCUGGACAUUGACAUACAGGCUACAGACCUCUCUGACCCAAACCCCAUUCAGCUUCUGAUGUUAUGUUUGCAUCUGUAUGAGCGCCUGCCUCAGUACCUGCCUAAAAGGACAAUCACACUGUCAGGCAGUCUGCACUGCACCUUCACAAAACAGUUGCGGCUGAAGAACCCCUCCACCAGAACGCUGCUGUACCACGCCUCCAUCCUGGGCCAGGAGUCGCCCCACUUCUCCCUGCCGCACGGCCCCACCGUCAGCAUCCCCCCAAACUCUCUUUACCUCUGUCUGUUUCUCUGCCUCCAGGGUUUUGGGAGAUGCAGAUCACCGUGUUACCAGCUGGCAGAGACCAAGCUGAAAGUGGUGAAUCCCUUCAGUGAAGAUGCCAGAUUCAGAGUGUCUAUGCUGGAGUCCAAAGAGAACCUGACCCAGGCAUGUGACAAAGAAGGCGGUCCUACGGACCUGAUCCAGCGAAUAACGUCAGCGGGCAGUCCGGACCAACACUGCGGAGACAAUCAGCCGAAUGAGAGGAUGGAGACAAACGCUGGAGAUGGAGCUGCUGGGGCCAUCAGUGAGUUUUUCAGCCCCCUGAAGAAUGUGUGUCUGAAGACGGGGGGUUUCGACUUCCUGGAAAUUCAGUACCUUCCUUUUCACCAGGGCAAGAGAUACUGCUUCAUUCUUCUGCUCAACGAACAGGUGGGGGACAUGGUGUACUUAGUUGAUGGAACUGCAGACCUCCCCCUGCCAUCUCCGCUGAUUUCAGAGCCCAGUCCUAAUUUGGUGCAUCUCAGCAGUUCUGUAACUGUGGGGACCGGCAGGCAGAAAGCCGCGCUGCGCUUCAGGUGCAGCGCGGGCGGCGGCGGCCUGCGGGAGAGGGUGCGCGUGCCGCUGGUGAACGAGGCCUGGGAGCGCGCGCUGGUCGCCGUGGCGACGCGGGGCAUGUCGCCGCUGGAGCUGGAGAGGCGGUGGAGGACUGGGACCGUGGACAGCAGCACCGUCAGGGCGGGCGUGGCCGCAGCAGGACUGACCGCCACUCAGACUCAGGUGAUGGAGUACAGUGUGGAGGUUUCCAUGCCAGAGCACUUCCUCCUCCCGGACACCAUCUCACUUCCUGUGGGCAGCGAGGGUGGAGACUCACAGCUCUGCUCAGAUGGUGAGGGGGUCUGGGUGCCCCUGCAGUUCCGCCCCGGGUCAGAAGGGCGGUACCGGUGCCAGGUGGCGCUGCGCUCCUGGCAGGACGUGCGGGUGCACGCGCUGGAGGUGACGGUGCGCGGGGAGGAGCUCCAGGCCGAGCUGGAGUUCACCGCGCCCGCCCACACGUCCGUCACUCAGGACAUCCCGCUCAACACGGAGACCCUGAAGGACUGCAGGCUGCGGGGCCUGCUGCCUGUGUGGGGCUUCUCUGCCCCACCUGUAGUGUACGUCAGAGCGGGACAGAGGCUCAGCUACCCCGUGACCUUUCACCCUACCGCCAAGUGUGUCGUCAUGGGCCGUCUCUCCCUGGUUAAUGAGGCGGAUGGGACGGAGUACAGUUUCGGUGUGCGGGGGCUGGGGGAGCGGCCAAGGGCUCAGGACCAUGUUCAGAUUCACUGCGCUGUGCAUGCAGUGGCCCAGGCCAGGCUGCAGGUCCCCAACUACAGUCAGAGCACUGUCAUGUGCAAGGUAGUUUCUGACCUGUCCAUUGUCAGUGGACCUCCCACUCUUGAGAUUAAACCAGGACACUGUGUCCCAUACACCAUCAGUGUGUCUCCAUGGAAACGAGGAAUACACAAAGGGGAGAUCUCCUUUGUAGCUGCAGAGAGGGCCGCUCCAGCUAUGGGCAGAAACUCCAUCUGUACACCUGACCAACUUCUGCGUGACCCAGAAUAUCAGGGCGAGAAGAUCUGGCCCUACGAGGUGUGGUUCUCCUUGGAGGUGAUCUGUUCUCCUGCCCCGCCCGUGAAGGUCAUGACCGUCCGCUGCGCUGUCCACAGCUCUGUUACCGUGGAGAUUCCAGUCACUAACCCAGGGGCGGAGCCUGUGCAGUUGCAGGUGUUUGUGGAGGGUCCUGACCUGUCCGGGGAUGUUAGCAUUGGUGUGCCAGGCCAGGAAACACUCUCUUACCUGGCCAGGUUCGCUCCAGCGACAGUGGGAAGGAAGUCUGGCAGUGUUGUCUUCCAGUCUGAGGUGCUCGGGGAGUUCUGGUACCAGCUGGAUCUGAUGGCUGACCCGCUAGCCCCCACAACCCUGCCCGACUGCAGCUGUGAAUUGGGAAAAUGGACGAGGAUUUCCCUCCCGCUGUGGAACCCCACAGACGAGACGCUGGAGCUGGACGUGCUCAACAGCAACCCCCAGAACUUCGCCCUGGAGCCAGGCACCGGCCACGAGCUCACUGUGGAGCCUCACUCCAGCACCCAGGUUCUGGUGCGGUUCUCACCUUCUGCUCUGGGUAGAGGAAACCACACCGCACGCGUCUGUUUCACCUGCCCCCAGCUGGGCGAGUGGGUUUUCCUGCUGUCCGGGACGGGCGUGGCUCCGGGGUCCAUGGAGUCCCUCUCCGUCGCCAGUAGAGUGGGAUCCCACUCCUCCCUCAUCCUGCCGUUCAGGAACCCCAUGGAGGACGAGGUGGUGCUUCACGUCUUCCUCACAGAUGAAGAGCAAAGCUUGAGCACCCUACACCCCUCAGUCCUGGGACAGUCCCAUGAGUGCAUGACGAAGGCCUUCAGCAUCCCGCUACGAAAGACACAAGGUAUCGCUCUGGCUCCAGAGGCCAUCCUGGACGUGCCAGUGGUGUUCACCCCAGACUCCAUGCAGCGGUACUCUGCCUGGGUAGUCAUCCUAAUGGAGCCAAGGAAUGGACAGAGCUGGAGCUCUGAUAGGCUGGGGGAGCAAGAGGGCAGGGCUACCAGCGAAUGGGGCGGAGAGGGGGCGGAGCUCACUGAUAAUCAGCAGGACAGGUCUCUCGGUGUGGCAGCGGAGCGCGCCAGUCCGCGGGCGAUUCGCUGGGUGUACCCCGUCCACGGCAUCCCCGAGGCUGUGCUCGGCCCCUCCCACCCAGAUGUUAUCAGGUGUCAGGCCCGGUGCCGCGUGGAGGAGCGUCUGGACGUGCAGCUGACGGGGUGUGUGCCGGGGCCAUCGGCCGCCCCCGUGGCCCGAGAGCAGGCUGGCGGUGAGCGCAGCGUGGCUCCAGCGGGACCAGGCUCCAGGUCGAUGCAGGAGGACUUCCUGUAUGAGAUUCGAUUUGAGAAAGAGGAGGGGCGGGCCCAGCUGGAACAUUGCGUUGCUUUGUCUCUCCUGGGGUGUGAACGAGACCCCCAGUCUGGCAUCGUCACCCUCUCCUUCAGCAUUGUGUUUGCCCCCUGCAAGCCCACCAGGUGUGCAGCAGAAGUAGCGGUUCAGUGCAUCACUGGCGGACUCUGGAAAUUUCCCAUCAUGCUCAUCUCCACAGAGCCGCAGGUAGAUGAUGUCAUCAACAUAGAAGCAGCAGGCCUGAAUAAGACAUCGGGAGUGGGUUUCCGACUCACUAGCCAAUCCAGGUACCCAGAACCCUUCACUGCACGCUUGUUGCCAGGCAGCGGGCCUGAGUUCCAGGUGACUCCUCAGUCAGGAGAGCUCCUUCCUGUGGGCUCACCUGGCACCCUCCUCACCGUUACCUUCACCCCCAGCAUGUACAGCAAAAGACACCAGGCAACGCUGCUCGUGCAGACUGCAGACAUGCAGUGGACCUAUGAGGUCAACGGAGUACUUCCAGUCUACACUCCUCCCUCUCCUCUGUCCGUCAAGGCCAAAGGAUCCAACAAGCUCCGCCCCUCGGGGGCGCGCCAGCAGGACGUCCUGCAGCAGAACUUUCAACUUCCAGCCGCUGCAGCCAAAUGAACCCAUCGGUGCCCUGUCCCUCACACCCACAAUCAUAUAAACCCCCGUUCCCCAUUGGCUGUGUUCUCUUGGGUAGCAGAGUGUAGCCAGUUUGUCUGUUAGUUAGUGAUCACUUGAAUGGGGUCCAGUCAAACAGCAGGUUGCCAAGGAACCUUUUCCUCCAGUGACCUUACGCGUAUCUCCUGUCCUCGCUGUGCAGGACACAUCUCCCUCCGCAACUAUCGGCUCCUUCAUAGGACACAGACCCCAAAGCAGUCUCAUUAUAAACAAUCACAGCAUCCCGGUUGUCAGUACAGAGAAAAACAGUGUUUCAGGUGUAACAGUGUUUUCACUUGUUAAAGGAGUCACAGGUCUCCUAUCCUUUUUUUCAAAGAGACAAUUAUAGGGAUCCAAUCCUUCAUUAGAGCCAAUCACAGCGUUCCAGUUCUUCAUUACCUAAUUCAGUGAUCCAGUCCUGCAUUAUAGUGAAUCACAAUGUUCCAAUGCUGCAUUACACUGAAUCACAGUGUUCCAAUUCUUCAUUACCAAGAAUCAGAGUGUUUCAAUAUUAAUUUUCCUAGAAUCAUUAGUUUCCAUCAUGCCCACCUCACCACAAGGCCAGGCUGACAUGUAGUGAGCUGGGCACAGUCAUUUUGUGAGAGGGAAGAUUGGAGACAUAGCAUAGUGUAAGAUUUUUAUUUUUAUUUUUAAGAAGGUAUUUUUCCCGGCAGCAGUAUCUGGGUCCUGAUCGACCACACGCUGUCGCAAGGGGUGGUCUUGUCACCGUGGCAGCAUUACAUUUCUCAUUAAAGCUUAAUCUCUCUUAACCCUUCUGCGUUCCUCCUCUCUGCAGCGUUUGUGCAAAUGGCGGCAGUAAAGCAGAGAGCCUGAGAAAGUCCACCGCGUCCCCGUAACUGAUGAUCUGAUCAUCUUAAACCGUUUAAACUGCAGUUAGCCUCCCAUUAAGGACAAGCCAAACACUGUGUCAGCAGAAGAGCCAGGGAAAGAAGGGUGGAGAAGGGGAGAGGAAGAGAAGAAGGGACAGAAAUCGUGUGAAGGAGGAGUGGGGAAAAGGGAAAGAGAGAGAAAGACCAACAUAGAGAGGCAGUUUAGAUAAAACCGGUCUCACAGAACUCACAGUGGCAGCAAAUUUAAAAAAAAAGUUUUUUAAAAAGAACCACAAAGAUCUGAAAUCGAGAGUUCUGCCAAAAGUUGCUGUUGCGGAUUAUUUAAAUACUGGUUAAGGUAAUUUAAUUAAUUUAGAGGGGGAAAUAUGAAAUCUCUUUUUUAAUAUUGUUUUGGCCAACAUGGUGACUGAAAUAACCAAAAAUGUCUGCUUUCAUUUUGCCAAAUCGUCUUUCUACAUUUUGGGAGUUGUUUUUUGAUGCACAUAUGGAAUUAAGAGCAAUGAAUGUUGUACCUGAGAAAUUAAUGACUUUUUUUGCAACAUAAAAAACAUUAAAAAAACAAAAGAAAACAA